Molecule: messenger RNA, 834 nt
Organism: Eremomyces bilateralis CBS 781.70
Lineage: Eukaryota; Fungi; Ascomycota; Dothideomycetes; Eremomycetales; Eremomycetaceae
Exons: 3
Coding region: 155-502 (115 amino acids)
Source: RefSeq, a predicted model, not a curated record
CACCUUGGCCUUCAAGACCUAAGGAUCAAAAUUCGCUCUUGUAACAUACUCGUCACACACAACCCUUGCCGUGCCCAAUCGUUCUGAAAAGAGCAUUGGCCAAUCAACAACGUCUCCAAGCAAGAUCUGAAAUAUCAAGCGUUGCCAAGAAACCAUGUGCUUCUACGAACAAAUCGUUUAUGGGUGCGGCGACUUCAAGUGGGGCCACUUUCGCCAGCACUGCAACCGUGAAUAUCGCAUCGGAGAAGUCUGCGGGAUGAAACUGGUCUAUCAAUCCGCCCAGGAGAACCAUUUGUGCAAGGUGUGCGAGAAACUCAACACCAAAUACCGCCGCCGCCAGACCGAGUGCGAGCGAAUCGAACGGUGGCAACGCGAGGGAAGUCGCCAGGCGUCAAUCGAGAAGUCGAUGGAGUUGAUCUACCAAUUGGAUCGCGAGAUUCAGACGCUGCUCGCUGAGCGUGAACGGCGUGGCGGAGGCAUGGCUCCCGUGGCGUAUGCGUAGAGCGGUUGGAGGAGGGACACAAAUGACGGGAUAUGAUCAGGCUCGAUGCCUUAAUUUCGGGUUUCACGCCAAACGGGCCUUCUCCAGGAUUUGAUUAUUUCCUUGGCAAUUAUUUUGACGAGUGGGAAGUGGACUGAAACGGGAGUUGGCGAAUGGAGGGUCAUGGACAAGGGAAAAUUGUUCGAAUUUCGGCGGGAAUUGAUGAGUGACGGCCAUGAUAACCAAUCCUUCUCUUCUGUAGCUUGUUUGAAUUCAAAUCGUUAAACAACUGUGCUCUUCAUUGGCGACGGUCGCGCAAUCUGUUUGUAGGCGCUGGAUCUGACGCCGGCAAG